Molecule: messenger RNA, 1938 nt
Organism: Wickerhamiella sorbophila
Lineage: Eukaryota; Fungi; Ascomycota; Dipodascomycetes; Dipodascales; Trichomonascaceae
Product: Cell division control protein 45
Exons: 1
Coding region: 1-1938 (645 amino acids)
Biological process (GO): DNA replication initiation; double-strand break repair via break-induced replication; mitotic DNA replication preinitiation complex assembly
Cellular component (GO): DNA replication preinitiation complex
Molecular function (GO): chromatin binding; DNA replication origin binding; single-stranded DNA binding
Source: RefSeq, a predicted model, not a curated record
AUGUACGUGACGGUCGACCAGUACCGCGAGGCCUGGAACCGAAUCAAACACGAGUCACUGUCACAUUCAACUUGCCGAAUCGUUGUAUUUGUAUCAUGCUUGGAUGUAGACGCGCUAUGUGCCGCCAAGAUCUUUGUGAGCAUCUUUCAAAAGGAUCUUAUUCCCCAUAAGAUCAUCCCCGUAAUUGGCUACCGGAGUUUCAAGACGGCAUUUUCGCAGCUGGACUCUGAUAUCACGAACGUUAUUUGCAUAGGAUUUGGAGCAAACGUGGACGUUGAGGAAUACUUGGGUAUAACGGAAGAGGAAUCACAGGUCAAAGUGCAUAUUUUCGAUAAUCACCGCCCGUGGAACUUGAACAACCUUUAUGCCAAAAACUCUAUUGUUUGCUAUGAUGAUGGUUCAUUUGAGGACAUGGAGAAAUAUAGAGAGGCGUAUUUUUUUCUUGCAGAAGGUCACGAGGACAGCUCGUCCUCCGAAUCUGAAGAUGACCAGCUUUCCCCUGUUGAUCGUAACAAAUUCAUCGAUGACGACGAAGACGCCGACGACGACAACGACGAGGGGGGAGCGUCGAUCCCGAACGAUGAGAGUCAAGCUCAGGUUAUCGAGGAUACAUUUGCACCACCUGCAGGCCCCACGGAAACGCAGAUAGACACCGAGCAGGCAGAAGGUGAGCGCACGUUCACGAUAGCUGACGCGCCGAGAAAACGAACAAAGACCCUCAGAAAAAACUACCUCGAUCUAAUUGAAGAGUACUACACCCAAGGAAGCUACUUGAACACGUCAGAUGCCCUUUUAAUUUAUACACUACUCACAACCAUUGGUGAAACGUCCCUGCGAAACUUGUGGUUGACUAUUGUUGGCGUUGUUUCGCUCGACAAUCAGUACCCAGAGAUUUUCAAUGCAUUAUAUCCUUUGUUACGCGACGAAAUUCGCCGUCUCCGUGGAGAUCAAGAAGUGAAAACCGCGGCUGGCCGGGGUCAAAACGAUAUCUCCCUUAAUAUUGAAACCGAUUACUCGCUGUUCCUUCUCCGCCAGUGGUCCCUAUACGAGAGUAUGAUCCACUCACCGUAUGUCUCUGCUCGGCUGUAUUUAUGGACUGAGAACGGCCGGAAAAAGCUCCAUAAAAUGUUGGCUCAAAUGGGCAUUUCUUUACAAGAAGCUAAAGAACAAUGGAACCACAUGAAUCCUACUUUAAAGCGAAAGCUGAAAGUUAAGCUCGAAAAAGUCAGUGGCAUGUAUGGCAUUGAGGCUAUUAUUCACGAUGGGGUUGUCCGUAGAUUCGGUUACAAGGGGAGCAUGUCGGCUGCCGACUGUUCUGAGGCGGUUGCUGCCCUUUUGGAAAGCGGUGCAAACCUGCACAGUAACGGGAAAACUAUAAGCGACUCUGGCAGUCGUCAGUUUUGGAUCGAAAGUUUCUGGGCGGCUUGGGAUUCUGUUGAGAACUAUGAUAAACUCGAUCGGGGAAUAGCCAAGGCAAAGCUUCAGCAACAAGCUGUUGUUUCCGCCGGAACGGCGAUCUUUGAAAAGGGCCAGCUCAAAGACUUGCAAACGUUUCGUCUUGCAGUCGUGCGUGAGGGACCUGAUGUGGUGCUUUUCUGCAACCCUUUGGCAUUGACCCGUCUAGGAGUCUGGCUGUCUGAAGGGUGUGCUCAUGUUCACGAGCAGCUGCGUCCUCUCGUGGUUGCAACAUUCGACGAAUCCACUCAACUGUAUCUUGUUCUUGGAAUGAGCCCACGAAAGGCCCGAGAGGAUACUGCUAUUGAUACUACUUACAAUGUGUUUGGGCAGAUUUUCCAGCAAGUCGCCACGGAGAUCAAGGCUCGGGUUAGAAUAGACGCGUUUGAAUCAGCGGUCAUUGAGGUUGCAAAGGAGGACCUGUCCAGGUUCCUGGAAACGUUGGCUCUCAAAAUGAGAACAGAAAAACACGGCUGGGCAUAG